CAGCUCACCUUUUGGCUCUCUGUGCCAAAGAUUUCACAUCCUCUCUUUCUUCUUUGAGAGCAUCAUCAUCUGUGGCUCUUGGUCAUCUGGCAGGAAUGAUACCUCAGCCUUGAGGCACUGCUGGUCUCCCACGCAUCUUGUUGCCUUUCCUUUGGCCCCUGCAACUUGCGGAGGAGGAAGGAAACAGGAUUAAAAUCUGCUGGUGGGGCAGGGAGUGGUGCUGCUGCUGCCUAGCCUCCAGGAGGACGCCCAAGUGCGGCCUUGCCACAGAGAUAGCUUCCAUUUGUUCGUAGAUAAGACAGGCAAGAGCAUCAGCUGCAGCCCCAACACUGGGCUGGAGGAAGAUCCUCCAGUGAGCCCCAACGACAAACUGCACCCUCCCCUCACACGGCUCAGAGGAGAAAAGGCUGUUUCAAUGAUGUCAACAGAAUGUGUUCAGCCACUUGAUAUCCCAGAUGACAGACUGGACAAGCAAGAUUCACAGUGUAACCAUUUAGAAGAUCUUUCAGAGCAGCUGAUUAAGAGCUGUGACCUCAAAAAUAAACCAAGAAAAGGUAAAAUUCUCACAGCCUCUCAGAAGACUGAACAGGAGCAAAAGAAGCCGAAGAGAAAAGAUACACCCGCUUUGCACACUCCACCACCUCUAACAUGCAUAGUUUCAGACUCAUCUGAAAAUCUGCUGAAAAGGUAUGGUAUCCCAGAGAAGUCACAGAGAGUGUCUCCAGUCUCUCAAAUCACUGGACUGGAGCAGAAAAAGCCCAGAAGAAAAGAUACACCUGCAAUACACAUCCCACCUUUGAUAAUAGGCACUAAGCUAUUUACAGAAGAAGAACAAACAGUGAUUAUGGAAGAUGAAGAAAAGGAUGGAGACACAAUCCACAGUUAGAUUACAGUGGUAUUUCAAUAUACAAUGUAAAUAAUCAUGGGUCAUUCAAAGUGGCAGCACAUUAAAAAAGAUCUUUCACCUUUAUAAAUAAUUUUCUCAGUUGUACACUUGCAUUUAAACUACCACCAAGUGCUUAUCUGCAUCUCAUAAAUCCCAGCAGGCAUUAUUGGACAUGAAUGGCAGAAAUUUCAGUUACACAGGGUUUGAAGAAUUCUGUCAGUUUACUAGAAGGGGCUUCCUAGCAUUUUUGUCAGGAAGGAAUCCACCUCAGGUCAGAUCAAGUUUUGUCCAAUGCGGUACUCAUACAGUACCCGGCACUAGAAGUGGUAAUGCAGAGUAGUAAAACAUCAGCUAGUGAUUGAAACUGCUUUUUUUGCCUGACACUUGACCUAAUUUGUUCAGCUUUCAUUUCCUGGAAUAACACUGACCACAGUGAAAAUUCCCAAGUGCAGACUUGAUGGGAUAGAUGAAGAAGGUGAGAGGGCCAGGAUUCAAUUCUAGAGUCUCUGAAAUGCAAAGAAAAAAAUUUCCUCUGCCUGUAUCUGAUCAUGACUUGUGUCUGUAAAGAGGAAAAGAUAAAUUUACUUUAGAAUUAAAAUUACACCUAAGGGCUCUCAGUGUUGACAGAGGCAUCAAACAGGAUGGAGGGCAGAGAUCUCAGAGGAGAAACACUAGGGAAGUGCAAUGCUUGCUGGUAAUUGUCUCCACUGGAUUGCUGAAAGAUAAAUUUGUUGGAUAGUUGAUGCUUUUGCUCCAAAUAAUUUCUUUUCACAUCUGUUUUUUAAAUUGAAUCCUAGGUAAUCAGUUAGGAGAGGUUUUAAAGAUUCAAAAUCACAGCAGGAAGGUAAAAAUUGAGUAAAAGGAAUAAUGUUACUCAAUGGCAUAUGUUUACUGCAAGGUAGAAGAGCAUCAUGUGACCUAUUAAAGAGUUUACCUCAAUGAUUCAAACAAGAAUUGCUUCCACAGCUAGCUACAGCAUUUGUAGAGAGAUGGGUAUUGGUAGAAUAUUUUACCAAAAAAAAAGAUAGAACUGGACACUGUGUGCUUACCUUAAUAACUCUGGGAUAGAUGUAGUAGCUGAACCAUUAGGAAACUAUGCAGAGAAGUUGAAGAUUAUCUAGCCUGGCAGACUGAUUUUAGUUAUCUUUUCAAGUCGCUUAUACAGACAGCUGAGGACCAUACUAGUUUGGACUCCAUUUGCCACUGUAACUGACCCAACAUCUUUCAUGAGAAUGCAGUCCAUUCACAAAUAUAUGUGAGUGUAUACUCUCAAGAUGUAAUCAAUGAGCUUACAAUAAAUAAUUGCAUAUUAAAUUGCAGAAGAGGUCCACUAUAUGAUUAAUGGGAUACCUCUUACUUAGAAAGUGUACUUGUUUUUAUCCUAUUAAUCUAUCAGUGAGAUAAUACUUAAAAUAUAAACAAUCAAUAGUUCAAGUAACAACAUUAAUAUAAGAUCCACAAUAAAGUGUGGAAACAGAUGUGCAUGCCAGCCCUCUCCCUUGGAGAGGUAUCCCUUGAAUGGGUUAUAACAAGAUCCUCUCAAAGUCUCAUGGAUUGAGAAAUCCUCCUUGGUCAUGGUGAGUUCCCAGCAGGCUUUGGAACCCCAUGUAGAUUUGUUUGGACUGAUUGGUUUUUCCCUCAUUGUACCACCCCUGCUUUUCCCCGAAAAAACCAGAGUUUCUGCCCUGUU
Zonotrichia leucophrys gambelii is the source of this 2576-nucleotide messenger RNA. RefSeq names its product protein phosphatase 1 regulatory subunit 17 (gene PPP1R17). The record is from RefSeq and is a predicted model, not a curated record. The transcript is spliced from 5 exons. Gene Ontology annotation, molecular function: protein serine/threonine phosphatase inhibitor activity. Lineage: Eukaryota; Metazoa; Chordata; Aves; Passeriformes; Passerellidae. Gene Ontology annotation, biological process: regulation of phosphatase activity. Bases 416 to 886 code for a protein of 156 amino acids.